This is a messenger RNA of Mycetomoellerius zeteki, 474 nucleotides long. RefSeq names its product DNA repair endonuclease XPF mei-9 (gene mei-9). The transcript is spliced from 5 exons. Lineage: Eukaryota; Metazoa; Arthropoda; Insecta; Hymenoptera; Formicidae. The coding region runs from base 1 to 474 and encodes 157 amino acids. The record is from RefSeq and is a predicted model, not a curated record.
AUGAAGACAUUUCUUAUUGCAGCAUUGAUAACUUAUGUAUCGGCACUGAACGAGGAAUUGUUGCACUACGUUAGCGAUGAUGUACCCAGCGGCUCUUAUAAAUAUUACAGCUUGACAUAUGACGGUAAUAUUAAGAUACGGUUGACAUCAAUAACAGGAGAUGCAGAUUUAUAUGCAUCACAGAUUAUAAGCAAACCGACGUACGAGCCGGAUCAUUAUUGUCUGCAAUCCACAACUUGUGGAGAAGAUACUAUUUUCAUACCUAAGAGCUUUAAACGGCCUGUAAGUAUUGGUGUUUAUGGCCAUCCGUCGCACGAAAUUAGUAAAUACACUUUGUUGGUGUCUGAAGUAAUAGUUGAGGACGAUACUUCAUCUUACGACGAGACAUCAGGAAAUACUUACAAAACUCGUGAUAGAAUCAGAGAUAUUUUAUUUUUUGCCAAUCUGGAUCUCUUAUUUGAAUUAUUGUUUUGA